GCAAAGGCCGAGGUUAAUUAAAUAAUUUUAUUUACAAAACAUUUUCCUUUAAUACAUUUGCUUCUACGGUUAUUUUUACCGAGAAAUUAGGGUCAUUGUUUUUAGUAUUUGUGUUUGUCUUGUGGUGAAAAGUAGGGCUUAUGAGAAUGGGUGAAGUGGUUUUGAGCAGUGAAGAAGCAAUGGAAAUGGAGUUAGAGACAGAGAAGAACGAGACUAUGAAGGAUGGCUCGUCUGAGGGGGUUAGGUGGGAAAGAUUUAUGCCGAGGAUGGUUCUUAGAGUUCUAUUGGUAGAAGCAGAUGAUUCUACACGUCAUAUUAUCUCUGCUCUUCUUAGAAAAUGCAGUUACAGAGUUGUUGCUGUUCCUGAUGGCUUAACGGCAUGGGAGACUUUGAAGGGCCAGCCCCAUAACAUAGACCUUGUACUGACUGAGGUGGAGCUGCCAUCAAUAUCUGGAUUUGCACUUCUGACUUUAGUAAUGGAGCAUGAUAUUUGCAAGAAAAUUCCUGUAAUAAUGAUGUCAUCACAUGAUUCAAUUAGCAUGGUUCUAAAGUGCAUGUUAAAAGGUGCAGCCGACUUUCUCAUUAAACCUGUUAGGAGAAAUGAACUGAGGAACUUGUGGCAGCAUGUUUGGAGGAGGCACAGUCUACUUGGUGGACAUGUUCCUCAAAAAUUACCUGUUAUACGGCAUAAAGCUGAAGCAACUUCUGAAAACAAUGCAUCAAGCAGCCGUUCUAGUGAUACAAAACAGAAAAGCAAGGAAAACAGUGAGAAAGGAAGUGUUGCACAAAGCUCCUGUACAUCGCCUUACUUGGAAGUUGAGAGUGCCUACAUGCAAAAUAUGCAGGGUCUGUCAUACCUGAACGGUAGGAGCACCUCUGAUUCGAACAAUGAAGAAAGGGAGAAGCUAGAUGAGUGUAUCAAACUCGAAAAGGGAUCAGUUAUGCUUGACAGUAAUGCUGGAGAAAAGUUUGCAUCUGGAUCAGAGUUUGCACCUUGCAGCGGAGCUUAUACGUCCACACCUUUGAGAGUGGAAGAAAAUUAUUUUUGUUUUAAACCAAUGUCCCAUGGUGAUGGCGUGAGACCUGGAAAUGAUAGAGAAAAUGCUUAUACUACUGGGGUUCAUGGAUGCAACGAUGAACUGAUUGAACAAACUAGAGGAGCUAUUGACUUGAUUGGCACAUUUGAUAAUCGCCCAAAUUCCAUCAGUGGACAAUCAACUUUCAAUGAUGGCAUGAACAAGUUUGAAUUUGCUCCACAAUUGGAACUCUCUUUGAGAAAAAUAUUUUCUAGUUGUUCAAAAGAACCAGUUACUGAUGAGAGGCACGCCCUUAACCACUCUACUGCGUCAGCCUUCUCACGGUACAAUAAUAGUAAGACAUUACCAACAUCGGCUAGUAAUUUUCCUAAAUUGAAGGAUGACACUUGUAAAUCCCGAGAAAUUUUGUCUAGUCAGCUCUCUGAAAAUGCUACUGGUAACUCUCAACCACAUGGUGCUACAUCGAGUAACAGUCAGGAAAAUAUGACAUUUCUGGGCAUUGGUCAAUCGGGGCAGUCUGAAGUAACAUUUGCAAGACCACAACUUGGGUUUAUUCCUGUCCCAGGUGUGAGGUUUGAUAAUAUUGGUGCUGGAUAUACUCAUGUAUUCCCACCGGUAUUCUAUACUCAAUCAGGUUUACCCCCUGCAUGUAGUCCCAAAUCACCCUGCCAGCGGGAACAGUCUCCCUUUCCUUCAUGUACCUCUGUUCAUUCCAACCCUGAUGUUCAUGACUUAGAAGGUCAUCGGCAGUCUGAUGAAACUAUCAAUAAUUCUAUUGACCAAACCGUAUGUGAGCAGAACAAUGUGGAGUCUCUGGAGGAGCUACGACGUAGUUCCGCUGCUGCAGGUCAGAGCACUUGCAGUAGUUUAUGUAAUGGUCUUGGAAAUAUUAACAAUGCUGGCACAUAUGGAGGUUUUUCCAAUCGAAUGCAUGAAAAUGCCACUUUAUCGGAGGCAGUUGAGAAGGGAACAGCUCCAGAGAAUUUGAAUGGAACACUCUUCAUUCAUGGUGGAUUCAGAAAUAUGGAUUGUCACCGCUCCAGCCGAAGGGAAGCCGCUCUCACAAAAUUUCGGUUAAAGCGGAAAGAUAGAUGCUUUGAAAAAAAGGUUCGAUACCAAAGCAGGAAAAGCUUGGCGGAGCAACGUCCCCGAGUGAAAGGACAGUUUGUUCGUCAAGUGCGAGAUGAGACCACAUCCACAGCUGCUAAUGGCAAUGCUGAUGGUUCUUGAGUCUCGUUAAUGCCCAUUUGUCCCGUGUUCUCAACCUGAUUUACGCUUUUCCCCAAAGAAACCGUGUGUUGGCACUCGGCAUAUCUAAGCAUGAUUACAAUUUUGGGUAGAUUAUGUGAGUGCUUCAAAAUGCUUGCAAAUAUAAUGGGCUUUGAUUGGGGUUAUUAUUAUAAUUUUUGCAUCUGCUGGUACUGGGUGUAAAAAAAA
Messenger RNA from Pistacia vera, 2474 nucleotides. Its product is annotated as two-component response regulator-like APRR3. The transcript has 8 exons. The record is from RefSeq and is a predicted model, not a curated record. Lineage: Eukaryota; Viridiplantae; Streptophyta; Magnoliopsida; Sapindales; Anacardiaceae. The coding region runs from base 141 to 2267 and encodes 708 amino acids. Gene Ontology annotation, biological process: phosphorelay signal transduction system; cytokinin-activated signaling pathway. Gene Ontology annotation, molecular function: protein binding.